Messenger RNA from Aspergillus ibericus CBS 121593, 1125 nucleotides. Its product is annotated as phosphotransferase family protein. Bases 1 to 1125 code for a protein of 374 amino acids. The record is from RefSeq and is a predicted model, not a curated record. The transcript is spliced from 3 exons. Lineage: Eukaryota; Fungi; Ascomycota; Eurotiomycetes; Eurotiales; Aspergillaceae.
AUGGCUGGUGCAGUCCGUCAACCUAUCGACGUUCCCUCCCUGGAACGUUAUCUCGACCACAAUGUACCCGCUAUCAAGACCCCCUUAGAUGUGAAGCAGUUCGGCUUUGGCCAGUCCAAUCCCACCUACCAGAUCACCACCGCCGAUGGCAGUAAAUACGUCCUCCGCAAGAAGCCCCCGGGCAAGCUGCUCUCCAAGACGGCUCACAAAGUCGAACGGGAAUACAAAAUCAUCCAUGCCCUGGAGCAAACCGACGUCCCGGUCCCCAAGGCAUACUGCCUCUGUGAGGAUAGCAGCGUCAUUGGAACCCCCUUCUACAUCAUGGAGUUCCUGGACGGACGGCACUUUACUGAUCCUGCCAUGCCGGGGGUCGACCCCGCAGAGAGAACGGCUCUGUACGUCACCAACCCCCUUGUCGACGUCCCCUGGCAGGAUGCGGUCCGAACAUUAGCCAAGUUCCAUCGAGUCAUUCCCAAGUUGAUCGGACUAGAUGGGUUCGGAAAACCGACGGGGUACUUUGAUCGACAGAUCGCCACCUUCACAGCAGUCGCUCACGCCCAGGCACAAGCCGUGGAUGUGGAGACCAAGGAGCCGGUCGGAGAGCUGCCUCAUUUCAUGGACAUGGUACACUUCUUUGCCGACAAGACAACGCAGCCGCAGGACCGCGGCACGCUGGUGCACGGAGACUAUAAAAUUGAUAAUAUGAUAUUCCACAAAUCCGAGCCGCGAGUCAUUGGCCUUUUAGAUUGGGAAAUGGCCACGGUGGGGCAUCCGUUGGCCGACCUCUGCAACCUCACUAGUCCCUACUUCCUGGACUCGGUGGAUCACAAAAGGGAGACCUUCAGCUCGGACCUGGUGCCUGGCUUGCCCACCCGGGCAGACUGUAUAAAGUGGUACCGGGAGGUAUCCGGCUACGACCCCACCGGGGACAUACCAUGGGGCGAUGCUUUCUUCGCAUGGAGAAGCUCCGUGAUUAUGCACGGCAUCAAGGCGCGGUAUGCUUUGAGGCAGGCCAGUAGUGCCCGCGCCGCCGAGUAUGCCAGGUCUACCGUACCAUUCGCGUUGGAGGCGUGGAAACGAGUCAAAAAGGCAAAAGCUCAGAUACGCCCCAAGGGCAAACUGUAA